Molecule: messenger RNA, 1298 nt
Organism: Durusdinium trenchii
Lineage: Eukaryota; Dinophyceae; Suessiales; Symbiodiniaceae
Source: the annotation of a GenBank genome assembly
CAGGAUUUUCCAUCUUUGUGAGUCCAGUCGACGUGGUCAGCCCGUUGGCCAUCGAAGCCCGAGCAGAUCAGAUCAUCAGCAUCAGUUGUGUGGCCGGAUGUCGAAGCGCUACGACCGUCCACCUCGCCAGUCACAGCUGCGACACCUCCUCGUCCACGCGAGCCUCGCGGUCGGCGCUGUUGCAGUCACCCCAACGGUUGGGACUCAGCACUGCUGAGUUGGUAUGGACGGCUGCGCUGGAUGCCACUGACUUUCAGCCCGGCAGCUCUUUGUUGCUUUGCGCUGACAUGGAUGGCAGUGGCGACACCUUCGCAGCAGGCGACACCGGUGUGCGGAUCUACGUGAAAGGCUGGGCCAGCGCUAGCAUGGCGAUCCGCGCGGCCGAUGCACAGCAGGUCUUAGUGAGUUGCCUUGAUUGCUCCGCCGUCACGAAGAUUGCCCGAGCCUAUGUGGCCGAACAUUGUGGCCGCGUGCAGGCAACAGAAAAGACUUUUCCUUUGGUCGAGACCACUGGGGGACUGGCGUUUUUGGUCGAUGCCAGCAUGCUGACCAAGGGAAUCACUGCGAGGUUGUGUGCCACUUUGGGGGAGCAAACUUUGCCGCCCUUUACCGACACUGCAUUGGAGAUCUUUGUGAGUCCCUUUAGCGACAUCGUGCCCACGAGGCUCACGGUGGGCACAGGGCAGAUCCGCCUCAAGUGCGAUCACUUCGUUUGUCCGGCGGAGACCACCUGGGUGCGUCUGGCAACGACUUGUGGACAGGAUGCGGCAGAACAGUUGGAGGUGGCGGCUCAAUCGGAUGCCGCCAAUAGCUUGGUCGCCCGCUUUGAGACCUCCUCCCUCACUGCUGGGCGCCGCUAUCACGUUUGCAUCCAGGUUGGGACUCAGCCUUUGGGAGACACCGGCCGCCGCAUCUACUUGAGCAAUGUAUCAGAGGUGACUCCAGGCUCGCUGCGAGCUGCUCCGGCACAAGAGAUUUGCUUCGUGUGCCCUCAGUGUUCGAGCGCCGCGAUGCUGAGAGUCGCGGCAUCGUGUUCGGACGCGCUGGAGGCCUGCCUUCCGUGGCAGAGAAUUCACGAGAUCAACUACACCACUGAAGCGGACUUCUGGAAUCCUAGUCUUUCUGGGGUCAUCCAUCCUGACAUGUUGGUCCUGAAGAAUUAUGAUCCUUAUCCUGGAGUCUUAGAGGCAGUGGCCAAUGGCACCUGGAGCAACGAGACGUACAGUCCUCCUUGUGCCCGCGCGUUGCGCGGUACCGGUGGGACGGUGCAGAUGCCUUUGCAGCCCAAAAGCGGAGCG